Orussus abietinus is the source of this 1213-nucleotide messenger RNA. It is a transcript of the gene Rala, whose product is annotated as ras-related protein Ral-a. Gene Ontology annotation, molecular function: GTP binding; GTPase activity; GDP binding. Lineage: Eukaryota; Metazoa; Arthropoda; Insecta; Hymenoptera; Orussidae. Gene Ontology annotation, cellular component: plasma membrane. Gene Ontology annotation, biological process: Ras protein signal transduction. The record is from RefSeq and is a predicted model, not a curated record. The coding region runs from base 206 to 799 and encodes 197 amino acids. The transcript is spliced from 5 exons.
AAACGUCCGCCCCGUAACCCACAUAACCUAUGCAGCGCCCCGCCGCGGCCGUCGCGCCCAUUCAGAGCGGUUGAGCGACGAACCAAUGCGUGACGGCCGUGCGUAGACGCGAGUACGCCAGACCAAAGCACUCGGACCGAGAAUCCUCCGUUAGAAGACGUUAAGAGCGAUCGCCGUUCCAGUGAUCUCCAUCAUUUGGUGAAAAAUGUCGAAGAAACCAGGUGCAACUCAAGCCCUACACAAAGUUAUUAUGGUCGGCAGCGGAGGCGUCGGCAAGUCUGCCCUUACUCUGCAAUUUAUGUACGACGAGUUUGUUGAAGAUUACGAACCUACAAAAGCAGAUUCGUACAGGAAAAAGGUUGUACUGGAUGCGGAGGAGGUACAAAUAGACAUUCUGGACACCGCGGGUCAGGAAGAUUACGCAGCUAUUAGAGACAAUUAUUUUCGCAGCGGAGAGGGCUUUCUCUGCGUAUUUUCCAUCACGGAAGACGACAGUUUUCAAGCCACGCAAGAAUUUAGAGAGCAAAUACUCCGGGUGAAAAACGACGAAAACAUUCCCUUCCUCCUAGUGGGUAACAAGAGCGAUCUCCAGGAAAAGAGGAAAGUCAGCCUGGCGGAGGCACAGUCCAGGUCUCAACAGUGGGGCGUUCCAUACGUGGAGACCAGUGCCAAGACCAGGGAAAACGUCGACAAGGUGUUCUUCGACCUGAUGCGAGCGAUAGCCGCUCGCAAGGCUCGAGAGAACCAGGCCGAGGGCGGCGAGCGCAAGAAGAAAGCGAACUGCUGCAACCUGCUUUAACGAACGCCGAGGACCCGAAUAACCGCACCUCGCGGAAAUACGGCAUGCUGAGCCUCGUCGUGGUCAACGGAACGCCGUACACUCCGAGACGCGGCUCGUCGGCAAGGUCAGCGCCUCCCGAGGACGGAAGGCGACGGGAGGGCUCGGCCCCUGCACUUUUUCCUCUCUCUCUCCGUUUACUUUCGGCCACGCUGGCUUCGCGCGACUCGUCGACUCGGGUCGGGGACGAGGACGAAGAGGUCCGCCCGGGGGCCCGAGGAAGCCGCCGACUCCUGCUCGGGGAACGGCUCGGCUCCGUCCAGGGAAACGCGUUCCCUCGUUCGCGCCGACCGCCGAAAACGCAUCGGACGCUGGCGGAACCUUCUCUCGACGAACGCGAUGUAACCGAUUUUCGAAUAAACCUUUGAUUUUCUA